Vigna umbellata (rice bean) is the source of this 1894-nucleotide messenger RNA. RefSeq names its product cyclin-dependent kinase E;1 (gene CDKE;1). The record is from RefSeq and is a predicted model, not a curated record. Gene Ontology annotation, biological process: protein phosphorylation. Gene Ontology annotation, cellular component: mediator complex; nucleus. Gene Ontology annotation, molecular function: ATP binding; protein serine/threonine kinase activity. NCBI's taxonomy places the organism in Eukaryota, Viridiplantae, Streptophyta, Magnoliopsida, Fabales, Fabaceae.
CAUAUUGUGAAAUUCGCUUUAUCCCUUGCGAUCGAACAAAGAGUAUUCUUCGUCGUCGUCGUCGUCAUGGGUGACGGAAGUGGGAGCCGGUGGAGCAGGGCGGAGUGGGUGCAGCAGUACGAUCUGUUAGGGAAAAUCGGCGAAGGCACUUAUGGCCUCGUUUUUCUUGCAAGAACCAAAACCCCCUCUCCCUCCAAAUCCAUAGCUAUCAAGAAGUUCAAGCAGUCCAAGGACGGUGACGGGGUCUCCCCCACCGCCAUCCGAGAAAUCAUGUUGUUGAGGGAGAUUACGCACGAGAACGUCGUGAAGCUCGUCAAUGUCCACAUCAACCACGCCGACAUGUCGCUCUACCUCGCCUUCGAUUACGCCGAACAUGAUCUUUACGAAAUUAUUAGGCAUCACAGAGACAAACUCAACCAUUCUAUUAAUCAAUACACGGUCAAGUCUUUGCUCUGGCAGUUGCUCAAUGGAUUAAGUUAUCUGCACAGUAAUUGGAUGAUACAUCGAGAUUUGAAGCCAUCAAAUAUAUUGGUUAUGGGCGAAGGAGAGGAACAUGGAGUUGUUAAGAUUGCUGACUUUGGACUUGCAAGGAUAUAUCAAGCUCCUCUGAAGCCGCUAUCUGAUAAUGGGGUUGUUGUAACUAUUUGGUAUCGUGCACCAGAGUUGCUUCUUGGAGCAAAACAUUAUACCAGUGCUGUUGAUAUGUGGGCUGUGGGAUGCAUUUUUGCCGAGUUGUUGACCUUGAAGCCACUAUUUCAAGGGGCAGAAGUCAAAGCUACAUCAAAUCCCUUUCAGCUUGACCAACUUGACAAGAUAUUUAAGGUUUUAGGCCAUCCCACAUUAGAGAAGUGGCCUUCGUUGGCAAGUCUUCCACAUUGGCAACAGGACGUGCAACAUAUACAAGGACACAAAUAUGACAACACCGGUCUCUAUAAUGUUGUGCACCUAUCUACAAAAAGUCCUGCAUACGACCUCCUGUCAAAGAUGCUUGAAUAUGAUCCUCGGAAGCGUAUAACAGCAGCACAAGCUUUGGAGCAUGAGUAUUUCAAAAUCGAACCAUUACCUGGACGGAAUGCUCUUGUACCAUGUCAACUUGGAGAGAAAAUUGUAAAUUAUCCCACUCGUCCUGUGGACAACACAACUGAUCUUGAAGGGACAACCAAUCUGCCAGCUUCACAAGCGGUAACUGCAGUUUCUGGCAGCAUGCCUGGUGCUCAUGGAUCUAAUAGAUCUGUUCCUCGGCCAAUGAAUGUGGUUGGAAUGCAAAGAAUGCCAGCUCAACCAAUGGCGGCUUAUAAUCUCACAUCUCAGGCAGCCAUGGGAGACGGAAUGAAUCCUGGGAAUAUUUCAAAGCAAAGAGGUGUUCCACAGGGCCAUCCGCAACAGUUGAGAAGGAAAGAGCAAAUGGGGAUGCCGGGAUACCCUUCACAGCAGAAGUCAAGACGAAUAUAAGGGUUCUGCUCGGAGAGAAAACAAGUGAGGAUAGAUUUGGGGUCUCAAUAGUUCAGUGGACUCAUGCAGGACAUUUCUAGACACAGGAUCUGCCCUCAAUUCUCGCUAGCCUCGCUUUAUUGCAAUCAAAGAUUGGGUGCAUUCUUCAAUGGAAUUUUGAUGCUAAAAUGCUAACUGUAAUGUUGGAGCACCAAUGAAGUCGUGAAAGGAAAAGGGAAUAAACGCAGGAAGGGGUAAAGUUAUUGUAAAGUACAUUUAUUGUGAUUAUAACAAUGCAAUUCUCUUGUAUUUCUCAGCUUUUGGGCAGGAUCAAUGUCAGUAAAUCAAAUAUGAGCAUUUAUAUGUUUUCAAAAUAUAGCAUCAAAUCUAUCAAAUGCUACUAUGUAUCUGUAAGAAUAUUAUUACCUCGAUAGCAAAUAUCACUCGCAUUCGUUUGUAGGUA